This is a messenger RNA of Orcinus orca (killer whale), 5051 nucleotides long. RefSeq names its product interferon alpha and beta receptor subunit 1 (gene IFNAR1). Lineage: Eukaryota; Metazoa; Chordata; Mammalia; Artiodactyla; Delphinidae. The record is from RefSeq and is a predicted model, not a curated record. The transcript has 11 exons. The coding region runs from base 342 to 2027 and encodes 561 amino acids. Gene Ontology annotation, biological process: cytokine-mediated signaling pathway. Gene Ontology annotation, molecular function: protein binding; interferon receptor activity.
CGGGGGCAAGGCCUCCGCUUAGACGCGGUCUUCCCGGAACCCGAGAGUGUACCGCGAGUGUGCGGUCUCGGGCCGGAAAGAAGGGUCGCGGGGGAGGGCAGCGGAGGCUGCGCUGCCCACCGGUGUCCCACGCGCGUGCGCGGACGGUGGCACGCGCGCAGAAAGGACGGCGCGUGCACGGGAGUCGGUGGGCAGAGGGGCGGGGCGACGCGGAGGUGGGCUUGGUGAGCUUGGGGCGCAGGCCCGGGGACAGCCAGUGCGCCCAACCUUCCUUCGUGCCGCCUCGUCCUACCUGCGGUGGCAGAAGAUGUGACUGGAGGGCUGCCGGCGGCCCGCGGACUAUGCUUGCGCUCCUGGGCGCGACGACCCUCAUGCUGGUCGCUGGGGCGCCGUGGGUGUUGCCCGCAGCCUCAGGGGGAACAAAUCUAAAAUCUCCUGAAAAUGGCAGGGUCUGCAUCAUUGAUGACAACUUUAUCCUGCAGUGGAACAGCAGCCGUGAGUCUGUCAGGAAUGUGACUUUUUCAGCAGAGUAUAAAAUACCAGGGAUGGAUAAUUGGAAGAAAUUGCCUGGGUGUCAGCAUAUUACUAGUACCGAAUGCAACUUUUCUUCAGUCAAGCUUAAAAAUGUUUAUGAAAAAAUUGAAUUGCGCAUAAGAGCAGAAGAAGGAAACAGCACUUCUCAAUGGCAUGAGGUUAAGCCAUUUAUACCAUUUCAAGAAGCUCAGAUUGGUCCUCUAGAUGUACAUUUAGAAGCUGAAGAUAAGGCAAUAAUAAUAAACGUCUCUCCUCCUGGGACAAAAGACAGUAUCAUGUGGGCUAUGGACCAUUCCAGCUUUAUAUAUAGCUUAGUUAUCUGGAAAAACUCUUCACGUCUAGAGGAAAGGACUGAAACUGUUUAUUCCAGAGAUAAAAUCUAUAACCUCUCACCAGAGACUACUUAUUGUUUAAAAGUUAAAGCAGAACUACGUUCACCAAGAAGAGUUGGUUUCUAUAGUCCAGUGUAUUGUAUAAACACCACAGAGAAACACAAAGUGCCUUCACCAGAAAAUAUACGAAUCGAUGCUGAAAAUCAGGUCUAUGUCCUUCAAUGGGAUUACGCACGUGAAAACACGACUUUUCGAGCUCAGUGGUCCCAUGAGUUUUUAAAAAGGAUUCCUGGGAGUCAUUCAGACAAAUGGAAACAAAUCCCAAACUGUGAAGACGUCAAAACUACCCGCUGUGUGAUUCCUCAAAAUGCUUUCCCAGAAGGAAUUCACCGUAUCCGUGUACAAGCAUCUAAUGGAAAUAACACAUCUUUUUGGUCUGAAGAGAAAAUAUUUAAUACUGAAAUGAAAACUGUCAUAUUUCCUCCAGUCAUUAGCAUGAAAUCCGUUAAUGAUGACUCACUGCACGUCUCUAUCGGUGCUCCAAAAGAGUCUGAAAACAAGUCUGUGAACCAGCCUUACCCACUAAUUUAUGAAGUUAUUUUUUGGGAAAACACUUCAAACGCUGAGAGAAAAGUUGUAGAGAAAAGAACGGAUGUUACCUUUCCUAACUUGAAACCGCUGACUGUAUACUGUGUGAAAGCCAGAGCAUUCACUGAGAAUGGCAAGUGGAAUAAAAGCAGUGUUUUUAGCGCUACUGUGUGUGAGAAAACAAAACCAGGAAAUACUUCCAAAACCUGGCUGAUAGCUGGAAUUUGCACUGCGUUGUUUUCUAUCAUCGUUAUCAUUUACGUUGCGAAAGUCCUCUGGAGAUGUAUCAAUUACGUGUUCUUUCCAUCAAGUAAACCUCCUUCCACUGUAGAUGAGUAUUUCUCUGAAUGGCCAGUAAGGAAUCUACUCCUUUCCACUUCUGAGGAACAAACGGAAAGAUGUUCUAUAAUUGAAAAUGCAAACACUAUUACUGUAAUAGAAGAGACUAAUCCAAUUGAAGAUCACAAAAAGUACAAUUCCCAAACUAGUCAAGACUCAGGAAACUAUUCUAAUGAAGACGAAAACAGUGAAAGUAAAAUAAGUGAAGAACUUCUGGAACAGGAAACUGUGUGACCAGGAAUGAACUCGAAAAUACUAGGGAGUCUUGCGGGAGUUGCAGUGGGAGCCUGGGCUCCUUACUCCUCUCAGUAACUAGCAAGAGAAUAUUUGCUUGUGGGGGAAGAAAGAUCAUCUUCAGAUCGUAGGUCCUAAAAAUACAGGCAAGCACUUAAGUAUUUGAAAGGAAUUUGGAGAAGAGUUUUCUACAUUCUUUUCCACGUGUAAGGUCUUGAAAGACCUGUCAUGGGACCGCCCUGGAUGAGAGAAGUUAAAUCCAGAAGAUGCCCUCUGUCUUCCUAAUGAUUCCCUAAGCUCCACCGCGCCGUCGUGUGGUAAGGGCAGUGCUUGUGUUCCCAUCGGCUGAUACUGUCGCCGUGCUGCCACUGCUGCUGCAUAUACCAUCUGUCCCUUCUCCAUCCCAGUAUUACAGUCCAUUAUUUUUCAGGACACAUUUAGAACAUACGGUCUUUUCUUUGGACACGAAAGUAGGCCCUUUGGAAAUGUCUUUAGAAAAGCCUGAAUACCACUAUCACUUGGUUUUCUGAAAAGGUAGCUUACUCUGGAAAACAGCUGCAGAUGCCAGAAACAUGGUAUGGUCCUUACAGAUUCUCCAGGGGAAUUCUAUCCGUUUUACCAAUUACAUUGGCUUCUACAUCACAGUUACCUAUCCCUUCUACGGUUUAGGAUUAAAACCAGAUAAUCUUUUGCUAUAUGUCCAUGAAGCCUUCCUGAUUCAGAACAUUGGAACGAUAGCUUCUGAUUACAGUGCAUAAUCACUAAAAUGACAGAGAAAUGGGAAACUAUCUGAGUAGAUAGCUUACUAUUAUCUUUUAAGAUAUGGGAGUAUGUGACAUUAGUCACAGCGGAUGUAAGAAGUCUUGGGACCAGAAAGUGGUACUGAGAGAAGAGACAGAGUAAGAAGUAGAGUCAUUCAGUAGGAAAGAAGCAGGUGACUUUAGCGAAAAACAAGAAUAAUGUGUGUAAUCAACUGUUGAUGACUAGCUUCCUGAGGGUGGUUUGUUUUUGUGGCGUAUCUGCAUCGUUUCUAACACCAGGCCAGCUUCUCUACGCCGUCCGGAAGUAUUCAGGUACCCCUUCUGCUCAGCCUGCAUGCACUCAAGAAAAUGCAAAUUAUUUAUUAUCAAGGUGUGGGAGGAAAUGUACCUGGGAAGAAAACCUAAUUUUUAAAAUAUGUAAUGCCUUUCAAAGGCAUCUGUAGCUUAUUUUUAAAUGAUUCGCUAUUUGGGAUUAUUCAUGGAGAUCCUGCAGAGGAGGGAAGUGUAGGAAUUCUGGUGGCCUCUGAGGCCGGGUUCUCAGCUUCAGUCGUUGCAGAAGGACCAGUGAAAGGGAAGGGAGAUGGAGCUACCCAGAGCAUCACGGCAGGCCAGUCUUAUUUACACAGUGGUCCGCUGUGGUCUUCUGGGUGGAAGGAAAGGUUGAAAGCAGCUGCCCUGGGAAGGGCUGUGACGCUCAGCUCGUCCUCUGCAGAGCACACCGUGUGCUUCCCUGGACCUCGGUCCGGCUCUUAGGGGAGCAUACAGUAUGGGCCAGGGAUCCCCGCCGAGGCAGUUCUCUGCUGCAGAAUCCCUACGGGGACCCACGCACACCUUUGAUCCUGCCGACCGGAGGCCUUUGGUUCAAAGCAGAUCUGGGUUGGCCCUUCGCUUGUAAAGGCCCUGUCAGUGGGAAUUUGCCUCUGAAGCGAGGAAGUGAGGAACAUGCCAGGACCCUGUCAGCCCGGGCUUCCACGCUGUGUCAGUGCGACAGGCCUGGUCAGCACGCGGGCCCGGGGUUUACCACAGGAAGAAGGCUGCUUCAGAAUGGACAUCCCAAAGGGAAGCAGCACUUCCUUCAUGGGAUGUGGAAGAGGGAAAACUCGGGCAUUAGGAUGAAAAGACACCACACAAGUCGCCAGGUCCCUGGAUGUGGGAGUCUGUGUGUCUUUGGGGUUUAGGACCCCCUGUGGUUUUCAGCGAACAAGCAUCUGAGCAGCAGCGAACAAAAAACCCUCAAUUUUUGCCUUGUCUUCUGACCUAAAAAUGCAAUUCCAUCCCCUUCUUCUUUGUGGUCCACAUGUUGCUUAAUCAGGAUGUGCUUGUAAAGUGACAAGUAUUUUUUCUGAAGCAUAGUUUACUUGGAAAUACCAUAUACUUGGGAGCACCAAUAAAUUGCCUCAGAACUACAAUAUUGAUAGUUCUUGGAGAAGCUGGAUACAACCUACGCAUUUAUGUAAAAGAUUUGUAUCAUUACAGCCAGAAAUAAUGUAUUCAUACGUAAUGUAGAUUAACAUAUACGUAAGUGGUGACACACGUCUGUAAACAUACGUGCAUACUUAUACCUACACGUGCACAUGCAUGAUGUGGGCCAUACUCCAGUAGUACAGCCAUACUUAGCAUAGCUUCUAGUUAGAAAAGUAUAAAUGCUGCUCGAGAACCAUGAACUAAACAGUCUGACCAGAAAUUUGCAACCUAUAAAAAAGUUAUUUCAAAAAUAUAAUUGAGAGUUUGUAUCUUUUUCCCAAACUAUGACCUUCAAAGCAGCCUGUGAUGGCUCCUAAGAAUUUGGAGAGUGUACAGAAACUUUGCCUACCUGCCUGCUCCUCCCCGUAACCCUUUGACUACCUGACAUGUUUGUUUCGUGGUGUCUGUCUGCCCCCCAGGGGACCGGAAGCUCUGUGAGAGCAGGAAUUUACUUUCACUUAUUACUGUAUCCCCAGCACCUACCACAGUGCGGUGCCUCACACGGAAAAAGUGCGCAGGAAAUAAUUGUCAAAUGACUGAAAUCUAGAAUUUGAACCAAAUGGGUGUUUCUGACACUGUUUGUGUGUCUUGUUGAGUUGUGGAAGGACACAACCAUGUCUCCAAUGUUUCUAUGCAGUGAGCUUUGUAUCUUAUUUCAUUUGUACUUUGUCUUAACCCCCACUGCUGUUUUUUAAACAGUUUGUUAAACAGUUUUCUGUAAUAAGCACUGAGGCCAAAAGUCUUGGCUUUUAUGGUGGUUCUGCUUGAACUGAUUAAACAUGCAUCACAGGAGUGGCAA